CAUUUUGAUGGCCGGCAGCCCGUGUUGUGUAUCACUGAUCCCGCCAUGGUAAAAACUAUCCUGAUAAAGGAGUGUUACUCUUUCUUCACCAACCGCAGGAAUUUCCGUCUGAAUGGGCCGCUGUACGAUGCUGUGAACAUUGCAGAGGAUGAUCAGUGGAGGAGGAUCCGCAGCAUCCUUUCUCCCUCCUUCACCUCUGGGAGAUUGAAAGAGAUGUUUGACAUUAUGAAGCAGCAUUCAGCUGUCCUGAUCAGCAGCAUGAAAAAGAAAGCAGAUAAAGAUGAACCUCUAGAGCUGAAAGAGUUUUUUGGACCCUACAGUAUGGAUGUGGUAACCAGCACCGCCUUCAGUGUGGACAUCGACUCUCUCAACAACCCCUCAGAUCCUUUUGUCACUAACAUCAAAAAGAUGCUGAAAUUUGACUUUUUCAACCCCAUCUUCCUCGCUGUUGUCAUCUUUCCAUUCCUGAUUCCCAUAUUGGAAAAACUGGACUUCGCCUUUUUCCCUACAUCUGUGACAGACUUCUUUUACGCUGCGCUACAGAAGAUCAAGAUUGAUCGAGAGACCAGCAAGCAAAAGGUCGGACAGGUCACGAGAUCCUUUCCCAAGCAAUGAUUUUCCUCUUUGCUGGCUACGAAACGACCAGCAGCUCUCUCACUUUCUUGUCUUACAAUUUGGCAACAAACCCUCAGGUGAUGAAAAAGCUGCAGGAGGAGGUGGAUGCAACCUUCCCUAACAAGGCUCCCAUCUAGUACCAGGAACUAAUGCAGAUGGAGUAUCUCGACGGUGUCAUCAAUGAGUCUCUCCGAUUGUUCCCCAUUGUUGCACGUUUGGAACCAAGGCCAGUGUGGAGAUAAAUGGCUUUGUGAUUCCAAAAGGUUCAGCAAGGAAAACAAGGAGACAAUUGAUCCGUACAUCUACAUGCCUUUUGGAGCAGGCCCGAGGAACUGCAUUGGGAUGCGAUUUGCUCUGGUUGUGGUGAAACUUGCAAUAGUGGAGAUCCUCCAGAGGUACAGCUUCUCUGUGAGUAAGGAGACCGAGAUCCCCAUUGAGUUGGGCGUCCAAGGUCUCCUACAGCCAAAACGACCAAUCAAACUGAAGCUGGCGUCACGUUCUUAACCUUCCUGCUAGAAAUAAAAUGACAAUGAAAGAUUCUCUUCUUAAUUGUGCUCGUUACAAACCUUUUGUGUACAGAAGCAAAUGCCAGUUUUUUACCGAAACAGUACAAGCGUGUACCUCUGCAUCUUUUUUCUUAACUG
Messenger RNA from Pelmatolapia mariae (spotted tilapia), 1259 nucleotides. Its product is annotated as cytochrome P450 3A30-like. Gene Ontology annotation, molecular function: heme binding; steroid hydroxylase activity; iron ion binding. NCBI's taxonomy places the organism in Eukaryota, Metazoa, Chordata, Actinopteri, Cichliformes, Cichlidae. The coding region runs from base 46 to 615 and encodes 189 amino acids. The transcript has 9 exons. The record is from RefSeq and is a predicted model, not a curated record.